Aegilops tauschii subsp. strangulata is the source of this 3624-nucleotide messenger RNA. Its product is annotated as zinc finger CCCH domain-containing protein 27. Lineage: Eukaryota; Viridiplantae; Streptophyta; Magnoliopsida; Poales; Poaceae. The record is from RefSeq and is a predicted model, not a curated record. Gene Ontology annotation, cellular component: nucleus. Gene Ontology annotation, molecular function: metal ion binding; RNA binding.
UUUUUUUCCUCUCUCUCUCUCCCUUCCGAGUCCUGACCUACCAACGCAAUCCCUCCCCUCCCUCCCUCCGAAGAUCGGAGCCGCCUCGCCCGCCGUCGUCGCCGCCGUCGCCUCGCCGUCCCACAGCCUCCGCCGCCCCACACCUCAGCGCCGCCGCCGGCGCCCCAAUCCCGUCUCCCGCCUCUCGGGGUCGUCGCCGCCAUCGCCGUCCCCGCUAUUCCUCGCCGGGACGUCGCGCGCGCUCCUGCCGUCUCCACCCCGCCCCAGUCUCCGGCCACUGGGUCUCCUCGGAGGGCAAUGGAUAAAAUCUAGAUGCUAAGUUGACUUUUUUCCUGCGGAUUUGCUUAUCGUGAAGAUGCACAAAGGGUCUAUAGCUCAAGCAUUGGAUGCUGACAAAAUAGAAGUUCCUUCACCAAAGGAAGAAAGUAAUUCCACCGAUUCGGAAGCUGCUACAGAUACUGAAAACUUUGAAAUUAGUGAUGACGACGAUGAUGAUCGUAAUCACAAGCACCGAAGAAGAGAGGCUAUGCCUCAACCUUUUGGUGAGAGUAUCGAAGAGCAAGCUGCAGGGAGGCCUUUUAAAAGAAGGCCCAGGAUUUCUGGUAAUGGGCAGCCUUUUGGUGGAGCUGAUUCACGUGGGGAAGCACAGAACAACUUCAUACCAAAAUUCAAGAGGCGUCCUGGACCAGGAGCUCACAGUCGGGGAGGUAGAGUGAACCAAUCCUUCCAUUCAGCUUCUGCUGCUGCUCGCCCUCCUAUGACACGGGGAAGAGGACGGAAUGGUGCACCCUGGACUCAUCAUGACCCAAGAUUUAACACACUUGACAUGAUUGAUUUUGCAUCACAGAUGGCCUCACAAGGACCGCCCACGCAUCCUAACUUAUUUAUGGGUCCUCCACUGCCGAGUGGUGGUGGUGCUCAAAACGGUCCGUGGGGUCCGUAUGGAUUUAUGCCUGGAAUGCCUAAUGGAAUGAUGGAUCCAAUUCACCCACUUGGAAUGCAGGGCCCUAUUCAGCCUCCUUUAAUUGAUCUUGGCAUGCCUCGUCAACGUUGUAGAGACUUUGAGGAGCGUGGAUUUUGCUUGAGAGGGGAUAUGUGCCCCAUGGAGCAUGGUGUAAAUAGAAUUGUUGUUGAAGAUAUGCAGAGCCUAUCACAGUUCAAUCUUCCAGUCUCAGUUCCAAAUGCUCCAGGACUAGGAAUCCAAAGUGAGGCAGGAACUGCUCAUGUUAACUUAACAAACCUAGGGGGCAGUAAAGGUGUUCCUGCAAAAGAUAUGAAAUCUGGUGUGGCAGAUAAUCCAUCGAAGCUAAAUGGGAGCACUGUUUCAGCUGUUGCUGAUGCUGAUGUAUAUGAUCCUGAUCAGCCCCUGUGGAACAAUGAACGGCCUGAAGCAUCUAUUGCUGGUUUUGCACAUACUAAUGAUGGAAUAUGGAAUGCUGAAACCUCAAGCUAUGAAGCAGGGUGGGAGCAUGCAAACCAGGGUUUUGCAGCUGAUGAUUCACAAAAUCCAAAAUCUUCUGUUUGGGGGAGAAUAGCAUCAAAGAGAAAAUCCGGGCCUGGUAAAACAGCUAAUACUACUUCGACAAGUGCAACUGGAAACCAAAGAAGUGACUACAAUGAUGAUAUGGGUCCUAGCACUGUCCAAGUAAAGCCUGCUUCUACUAAGGAUACUAAUGGUCGACCCAGUUCAAGAAUGUCUGCAGAUGUGGGCCGGCAAAGUAAUAGCAGGACCUCUCAUAAAGCAUCUCGCACACUUUAUGUAAAUGGCAUUCCACCAGAAAGCAACAGAUGGGAGGCCCUUCUGUCGCACUUCGAAAAAUUCGGUCAAGUAAUAGAUAUAUAUGUUCCAGCUAACAGUGAGAAAGCUUUUAUCCAGUUCUCUAAAAGGGAAGAAGCUGAAGCUGCUCUAAAAGCUCCAGACGCUGUGAUGGGAAACCGUUUUAUAAGGCUGUGGUGGGCUAACAGAGACAGGAUUACUGACGAGGGAGAUGGUAGAAUCUCUGCGAAACCUCCGCUGACAAAUUCUGCCCUUCCCCAACCAUCUUCAUCCAACAGAGGCAAGGAUCUUCAAUCUACAACUCCAAGGGCCAGUUCUGGAUCUUCUGCAUCAGGCCCUGGUAUAGGUCCUAAAAAGUUGCCUGCAAACAGUAUAACAUCAAUACCUCCUGCUCCCAAAAGGCAAGAAAAUCUGGAAAUGCUGGAAGCAAUUCGUAAAAAACAAGAUAUGUUAGCUCAGCAGCGUGAUGAGUUACUUCAGCGGUUAGAGAAAUAUGCGAAACAAACAAGUUCAGCAAAUUCAGUAAAACAGGCAGAGGCUGGUGGAAAAACAGUUGGGUCAAAUGCUGUGGGGAAAGUGGGCGAUGUCAGUUCCAUGAACACUGGGACAGAAGGGCCGCAAGAGGUCGCUGGUACACUGGAAAAUAAAAUUUCUGGGGAGUUGGCUUCAUCUUCCCCAAAAUAUGCUCCAACAUCCACACAGAAACCAGCUGUAGCUGCGAGGCAGCUAUCUCCUCUGUUAGCACCACCGCAGAAUAGGUUUAAGCUUGACAACCGGACCACAUCGUUUAGGAUCCUUCCUCCUUUGCCACCUGAAAUCGCAAAUGAAACUGUCUUGAAAGAUCAUUUUGCAGCAUUCGGUGAGCUUUCAUCUGUUGUACUGGAAGACACCGAAGCCCACAACCAUGAUACAACCUUAAAGCCUUCCCUGAGUUGCUCGGCUUGUGUGACGUACGCAACGAGGCAAUCUGCUGAGAAAGCAUUUAUUAGUGGCAAAUCUUGUAAAGGGCACAUGCUACGGUUUAUGUGGUUGACGGCCUCUCCUGGCUCUAAUAACCAAUCGAGGCCUCAGAAAAGUUUAAUUCCCGUCAGGCCCAGUGGCAUCUCAGGCCAAACUGGCAACAUGACAUCUGAGUCCCAAAGCCCCGUUGGGAAAAUUUCAUCUGCUGCCGCAUCUGGUACAGCAGCCAUUCCUCAUAGUGAAUCCGUUCCAAGUGCAGAAAGUUCAAAGACAUUUCCUGUUGGGAUUUCCAAAGAAUUACCUUCCGUUUCCUCUCUAUCAUCAAAUGUUGAGUGUCCUCCUGGAAAUGAUUCCACAAUGAAUGCCGUCUUUACAGACCCGGGUCUUCCACAGUGAGGCGAUGGAGCGGAGCGGAUGGAGAAGAGCCGACGGGAUUCUGACACUUCUUGGGUGGCUCGUCUACACAGCGAGUCUUUACAGAGUCGGUUGGAACAUAUGUCAAAUCAUACACGGAACCUGCGAAGACCUGGGCGAUUGAUUUACUGAUCUUGGGGGGAAGGGGAGGCUGUUCAAGGCUGAGGGGAACAUAUACCGGGCAUUUUACAGACUGCGUCAUCGCCCAUUCUUAGUUUAUCACGAGUGAAAUGUAGAUUGUGUUUUGUUAUUGUACCGAUUCGAUGUCAGCUCAGGUAACAUCAUCCUCCGGCCGAAAGCGGCUGGCAUUGUGGUUGGUUUUUGUUGCCAAAAUUGAAAUGUAUGCAUUUGGGUGGAUCUGCCUGUCCAUGUCCUAGCAACAACCUCCAGUCAAGGAUCUCUGAACUUGUGCAUAUUGAACCGUUGGACUAAAGGAUCGGUCCCCUUGAAUGAGGAAAUUUUGUAACCUAGUA